This is a messenger RNA of Pogonomyrmex barbatus (red harvester ant), 4732 nucleotides long. RefSeq lists its product as uncharacterized. NCBI's taxonomy places the organism in Eukaryota, Metazoa, Arthropoda, Insecta, Hymenoptera, Formicidae. The record is from RefSeq and is a predicted model, not a curated record.
AGGAACGACGACGUUACGCUUAUUGUAUGUCUUUCCGAAGUUACGUUGUCCCCGUACGACAGUCGGGACAGUCGCGCGUAAAACACCCUCGAAGUAAUCAGCGACGCUGAAAUAAUGCCAGACACGAAGCAGCGAUCUAAUUACGCGAUCGUUAAUCGUACGGACCGGCCGCGACUUCCUCCUUUCCACCGUGGAGCUGCCUCGUGCACGCUUGGAAAUGGCUCCACCUUCCCCGACGAACGUCCUUGGGGGGCCCGGUACACCGGGAGAGGGUGAUGAAAAUCCGCCAGUCACGUGUACCAUGCCGGCUCGAGCGGUCGUACCGUGCCGCGGUUCCGUCGAAACGUUUCUUCUAUUGAAACUUCCGCCGACCGAAAUACCGAAAAUCACGCGGCCAAUUUUCGGCGCGUAAAGUGUUGACGAGCGACAUGCGCGUGUAUUUCGGGGAACGCUAAUUGGAGGACACUCGCUUGAACGUGAGAAAGUCGCCUUACGUGACUUUUAUAUUUACGAUGUACGUUGGAAUCGUGCGUAGCUCGAGUGCAAUCGAAAACCGGUCGUCCCGUUAGCAAAACGCACUGAAACACGAUUUUCUUACAAAAAUCAGUCGUUCACGCGUAGUCUUGUAAGCAGUGUCGGUUAAAUGUCGGAAAGUGAGUAAAUGCUAAAUCGUAGAGUAAGCCCAUCGAUGAGUGCACAAUGGAGAUAUCCGCGGCCAGUUUGACUUAUCGAAGCGCGACGGGGAAUGCAGAGAUGAUUUCACAAAGAAAAUUCAUGUCACAAUUUGGACGCGUGCAAUUUUGGGAUCGAUUUGAUAUUUGAUACUCCGGUUAAUUGAGGAUACUCGAAAGUCCGAAUAAUAAACAAAGUGUUCACUGAAAUUAAUGGUGAUUCUUGCAAAACAGUUGAUGAUUAUAAGACUCGUUGGCAAAUCUUUGGCAGAUAUUACAAUACCCGCGUGCAAUACUCGCGAUGAAUCACGCGGUGUAUCCACGAGUGUUAAGGACAUGUUGAUGACUUUGACCACGUACAUCAGUGAUCGAGUGUUUCAUUGAUUUUUCUUGCGCGUAUAAAUGUCAGGUAGUUCCCGUAGAUUAAGCAGUUACUUUGCGCGGAGAAAUCGAGCGCACUCACGUAAAGCGUUUUACGUCUCUAUCGUCGGACCGACCACCUUGCAGGUUCUCGGAGGAAGUGCAUUGUGCGCAUGCGGCGAUUCAAUUACAACGACUCAGCGACAUACCAGAAGUCCUAAUAAACGUUUGUCAUACCGUUCCAGAUGCGCGAAGAAAGAUGACGCAUCUCGCAUUAUCUCUGCGGAGGCUGUCACUAGCUCUAAUACUGAUAGCGACAUGCGCGACUAUAACGGAAUCGUCAAUGAUCAGGGAAAGGAGGCACAUAGGUACCGAGGAAUCUAGUCAUCGUAAGGAACACACGUCUGACAGUCGGGGCACAAGAUUGCCGAGCAGUACGACGUCUAACAAGAUCACCGCGGAACCCGGAAGAAAAGUGUCUCACCAUCUGAUAGGGGGUCACCUGAAAGUCGAUACGAAAAGCCGUGAUGACAGCGAGUCACUGUGGGACGAUGGAAUUCUCAUGUCGGCGGCUGGCAACAGCAAGGAGGGGAAAAGCAAUCGAGAUCGAGGCGGAGGUGGUGGCAGCAACGACGACGAGGACGAAAAGAAAACGCUCUCUCAGCAGGUCAAGGAGGGCAAGUACGGCCUCAUACAGAACGAGAUUUACGGCGAACGUCCGAAACGGCCCGGCAUCAUCAGCUAUCUCGGUAAUCCUGAAGUGCCGAAGGACACAAUCGACAAUCUAGGUGGUCUCGACGAGGAGGAGAUCUGGCUGGCCGAGAAUCACGUGCUGGUAUUGAGGGGCGGGAAAUUUCCUGAGCAUGAACAGGAAGGCCAGCAGGCCAGCAGUAACGGCGAACAGCCGAAUUGGCCGCCCAUCGAUGAUUACAAGGCGCCCAAACGGCAGGUCAAGAUACCAGCGCGGCCGAAGAUACCGCCGCCCUUUCCGGUACAACUUACAGAGGGGGGACCGGUACAGAUCAUCGGUCCGAAUGGUACCGCGGAGGAAAUUGGCAACGGUACCCUCGACUACAGCACGAAUCCUCUCUACACGAAGGGGUUACUACCGGGAGAGGGUCCGUUCUUCGCCAUAUCUCCGAACGGCACGGUAUACACCCCGGAUCUCGGCUUCCCGGGAAACUUUUCCAUCGAUGAGAAAUCAUCCAGAGGUAACAAUGAUCGGAACGGAAUAAAACCGGAACCACCUCCGUUGCACGGCGCUCUUCCGCCUUUCUAUCACGCCAUACCGCCCGGCGCGAUUUUCGUACCGCCGCCAGGCAACCAGUCAGAUUAUGACGAAGAGGAUCAAUCCAUCUACUAUCCGCCGCCGUAUAGUUUCUAUUAUCCGCAAGAUAAUACGACUGCUGUGCCGCCGGGCCCCCUGGUGCCCGGCAUUAUAUUACCGCCGCCGCCGGAUUUCUUUUCUGCUCUAGACGAUAAGAAAACUACCACGAAGAAAUACACGAAACGACCGACGACCACACCCUCGCCAGAGACACGACCAACGUACUUGCCACCGAGAAAACCUACGACUAAACAGUACAAGACUUCGUCCGCUCUACCGAAUGUGAUAACGAAGACAACUACCAUUUCAUCGAUUUCAACGAAAAUAUCCUUCGGUCGUACAACGGCGAGGAACGCGACGAGCACUUUUAAACCUAAGCAGAAAACCGUAGAAGUCACGACAUCUGGAAAACCGCACACUCUCGAGAACACCGAGAAAUAUACCAUAAGCCCCAUAAUUGGGAAUCAGGUAUCCGAGGCGAUGAUCCAACAGAAGGAUUGGUCCUCUCUGGUGACGAGCAAGACAAUCCCGGUUCUUGCUUAUUACCCGUCAACCACGCAGUCAUCGUUAGAACGACCGGUGGAGGUGACACCGGCUUCUAUAAAGAGCAUCAUCACUACCAGUCAGCCUGGUCGAUCUUCCAAUCAUGCAUCCUAUUACUUCUACGAGGAGUCGACCGAUGAGAAUUCGGCCGUCACGGAAAAUCCAUCGCCCGUUUAUUACGAGAGUACCACUACGAAAUCGCCAUACUACAACGUCGAGACGUCACGACCUCGACAGUCUAAUCAGAAGAAGCAGUAUUACACUGUUGAGACAAUCGCGCCAGUUGAGAUUCCGAAGGAUGAUUACAAGGUGAAGCUCAUCGAUAGCAUCAUGAAGAAUUCGCAGACGUUCCAAUACACUGACGAUUCGGAGACUACAUCCGCGAAAUUCGACGUUAGCUCAUCUCGAGAUCAGAAUCAACGUAUGUUAGCCGAUCAAGCGCCCGUGUAUUAUCAGCCCGUUCCCGCCCGUCCAUCGCAGACAUACUACACGAGUCCGAAGCCUCAAACGCACUAUCGACAGACAACGAAGUCUAAGCCGAUUUAUCAAUACAGCUUUCAGAUAGCGGAUUAUUCGAAACUUAAUGGCAAUCAGAGAUCGCCGUAUCACAGGGAACAACAGCAUCAGCAGCAGGAUGCGUCAGCGUACAACGAGUAUCAGGACGUUAAAACUGGUAAUCGGCAAUACGACUACGAGGACAUCGAUUCCCCGUCGCGGCAUCAAUCCCCGCGGAAACAUGUACCAUAUAAGACGCAGCAUCCGGCUUAUCCCACGAGCACUGCCUAUCCGAUCGUAGAUACGACGCCCAAUCCGCAAUAUGCGUAUUUCACGCAGCAGGACGAGAAGUUAUUGGACGACGUUACGAAAGAGUACUUCACGAUCUUUGGCAAGAAACUACCGGACACGGGCACGGUAUCGAGCACGACUCCGAUCUAUGGGAAAUCGAGCACCGCCACGGAGAAACCCGACCAUAACACUUACUCGUCAAAUGUUUACAAGAUCGGUCGACCGGUAACUUACAAAACACCCAACGUCAAAGUGCACUACGGAGAUCAGUCGCACCGACCCUACUCCCUCAAGGACGACACCCUCGUCAACUACCGGCAACCCUUGCCGCCGAUCAAUCCGGACAGCGAGUUCAUCGAGAUAAUUGAGCCUAAACAUCGGCCGGAGCAGCCGCCGCCGUUACCGAACGGCUACGAAUUGCAGACGGGAAACUACAGAUUGCAAAAUCAGAGAGUUCAACAGCAUGGACCGACCCCUCGUUACAGGUUACGAGGCACAGUACAGCCGACCAACAGACACACCAACAAUUUCAUGCCUAUCUCCGAGUCCCGUGAGGCACUGGAGAACGUUCAGGCACCUCUGUCGCUGUUGGACGACAUAGAGGUCAACUACAGGAAUCCGCGUCCUCCCAUAAAUCCCGAUGCUGAAUUCAUCGAUCCCGUCUCGGUGCAGGACAAUCAUUCGGACAACCCGAACGCGUAUUUCGCGUACCGACUACCCGACAAUGUCGGCCACUUUUACUUCCUGACGCCGCAGGCGAUCACGCAACGGCAGGAUCAGAACGGUGGAUACGUCUAUCCGAAACCUAGGGGACCGAGAUUACGGAAACGGCGCCAGGGUAACGUUUGAAUACGCGCGUAUCCAACGUACGACAGUCGCGCGCAAUGCCAUAAUCUCGCGGAUGUCCAACGCGCGGAAUGAUCGCGCGUCGCCUGCGUGCGCGCCGGCCGCACGCACACAUACGUAUAUUAUUAAUAUAUUUAUUGUACUUGUAAAUACGAAUUGACUAAGUUAGAUAAUUAUAGCUAUGUUGUUUUACGAUAAA